This is a messenger RNA of Esox lucius (northern pike), 2756 nucleotides long. RefSeq names its product vesicle transport protein SEC20-like. The record is from RefSeq and is a predicted model, not a curated record. The transcript has 6 exons. Gene Ontology annotation, molecular function: SNAP receptor activity. Gene Ontology annotation, biological process: retrograde vesicle-mediated transport, Golgi to endoplasmic reticulum. Bases 181 to 867 code for a protein of 228 amino acids. Gene Ontology annotation, cellular component: endoplasmic reticulum; SNARE complex. Lineage: Eukaryota; Metazoa; Chordata; Actinopteri; Esociformes; Esocidae.
UUACAGGUUUUUCCAUUUUGUUUAAAAUAUUUUUGCUAUCAUAUAACUGAUUGUCCAGAUAAAAAAAUAAAUAUAAUAGAAUAGAAUUCUUUGUAUCAUAUUCUAACUUGAAAAUAGCGAUUCUUUAUUUUGACCGCUUUGGCAUGCUGCUAUCCGUAGACGACUUUGUGUUUAUACGAUAUGGCUACCUUGGAUGUUCACGUUCGAAUAUGCGAACAAGAAAUCACGAAAUAUGACUUGGAAUUAAAAGCUCUCGUACAGGAUGUCAAUGAGUGUACAGGACCACCAGUAAAGCUGACCGAAUUGAAUGCCAAAGUGAAAGAGAAAUUCAACCUACUUAGGCUAUGUAUUCAGGAUCUAGAGCAGAUGGGGAGGGAGCAGGACAAGGAAUCGGACAAACAGGCUCUACUCAGUGAAGUAGAGGGGCAUCGCAAACAGAUGCUCAGUAAUCAGACUGCCUGGAGAAAAGCCAACCUGGCCAGUAAACUAACUUUAGAUGACUUGGAAAAGGAAGCUUUACUGUACGAAGGGGGCAGUGAACUCCGACAAAGGAAGGUUACCAAAGAGGGGCUGGCCCAGUCGUCCAGUGAUAUCACAGAGAGCCUGAUGAGCAUCAGUCGGAUGAUGUCACAGCAAGUAAUGCAGAGUGAGGAGACCAUGACCACGCUUGCGACGUCAUCCCAGGCAGUCCAGGAAACCAACGAGGAGUUCAAGGCAAUGACAGGUACCAUCCAGCUGGGAAGGAAGCUCAUCACUAAGUACAACCGCAGAGAGCUCACUGACAAACUGCUCAUCUUUCUUGCACUUGCACUCUUCCUCGCUACCGUGUUCUACAUCCUCAAAAAGAGACUUUUCCCGUUCCUCUAGACCAGACACACAACUAAUGCAAACUAAGACAAACCUGAUACCACUAAAUUAAACUACCGGUGUUUGUAGUGCAGUUCACUAAUGACUGUAUAAGCAUACAUUCCCUUCCAGAAUUAUUGGGACCCUAGGUAAAAUUGGAUUCUGUAGGGCACUGUAUUUCUGACUAUAUAAGUGAGUGAGUUAUACAGUGCCUUCAAGAAUUAUUAGCAACCUAGGUAAAUAUGAACAAAAAACAUUCAAUUUUUAUUAAUCAGCUUAAUCUUCCACUCAAAAAACUGCAUGUGAAUCUAAAUUUCAAAGGAGUGAAAAUGGUUCAUUAAGAAAUAAUAAUUUCUCAAAACAUGUGUGCCACAGCUAUUGGAACCUGUAGUUAUAAAAAAAAAUCUAAGUGAAGAUUUUACUUUUUAGUAAACUCUUAAGUGGGCAUCAAUGACAUGGGAUAUAAAUAUGUGGUGACACACAUGCUAAACCCUUGGUCAACUAUAAACAUGGAAAAGGCCAGAGAAUACUCAAAUGAGACAAUAGGUUGUUGAUCUUAACGAAUCAGUCAAUGGCAAUAAAGAAAUUGCUACACAGCUUAAAAUACCUAUCUUCACCACUAUUUGGGAAAUAAUUUGAAAAUGUAACAACUAGCACUGUCAUAAACCUGCCUGGAAGAGGCCUCCUUUGUCGCCAAACCAGAAACAUAAGUGCCUUGGAUUUAUUAAAUAGACAGGGCCAUGUACAGACCUUUGAAUGGGCAUGUGCCCAAAAUCUGAUAAAGAGUUCAUCCAUGCAUUUAAGCCUCAAGAAGCUUGAGCAAAGCAGGUCACACAGAUGGACAAUGCAUGCCCAAGUGUAAAGAACACAAGUAGCUUAACCACCAAAGGAUACUAUGAAAUUUGGGGCAAAAAGGGCAUGUGCACUGCUCAGGAUGAGCCCUACCUGUGCACGUGCCUGGCCAUAGUCAUGCAGAAAAGUACCUAAUCCCUACUAUGAAGUAUGGUGGUGGAUCUAUGAUGUAGGACUGUUUUGCUUCUGAAAAACCCUUGGGACCUUGUUUGGAUACAAAGCAACAUGGACUUCAUCAAGUACCAGGAGAGUUAAUGGAAAAACCUGUCUGCCUCCGACAGGUAGCUAAAACUGGGUUGUAUUUGGAUGUUCCAGCAAGACAAUUAAUCAAGCUUUUGUAAUCACCACUACAGUCUAAAUCCCAAAAUAAAACCUGUGGGCUGAAGCAACAGUCCACAAACACGGACCAAGCACUCUGAAGGAUCUGAUUUCAGUAUAGACGAAUAGUCUCAAAUCCUUUCCUAUGUUUUCUCCCAUGUAAUCAAACAUUAUAGGAGAUGACUCUGACCUCUUACCUUGGCAGAAAGAGGGUACACAAAGUACUAAAUACAGGGCUGCCAAUGAUUGUGGCACGCAUGUUAAUGAAUAGCAUUUUUAAUUUGAAAACAUUUCACUUAAUUGAAGAUUAGAUUCAUGAUUUUUGACUGUAAAAUCAAGCUGAUAAACAACAACAAAAAUUCACAAGCUCUUUUGUUGAUGUUUAAUUAGUGUGCCAAUUAUUCUGGAAGGCCAGUUAUGUAACGUAAGUACUGUCAGAUGAGUACGCUGCAUAAUCAUUCCUACCUGCCACUGAUGGACAUUUAAUUUCACCUCAGCAUUCCAGGACACAAAUAAUGUUGUAAUUCCAAGAUAAGUCAAUUUUAAACAAUAUUUGUCCUUCAUGGCAAGCAAUGGACUGCCAUUUGUUACGUCCAAUGAUUGAAAUAAAACCUGACGGCAUACAGUACUCUGUAAUUGUCCAAGUUCACCUGAGAGAAUUGUUUAAAGCCAUUGACAACCCUGUCUCCAAAAAAGUUGGGAUGCUGCCUAAAAUGCAAAUAAAAAAAGAAUGCAAUGAU